UCAUUCAUCUAAGCUAUUUUACGUCCCAUCACCCAAUCUCUCUCUCUCUCUCUCUGUCUCUUCUUUCUCUCCACAUUACCCAUCCUCUAAAAUUCCCCUUCUCCUCUUACACAUAUUGCCAAAACCCAAAGAAAAAACCUACUAUUGUCGGUAAUGAAAGCUGCAUCGGGUGGAGAACCACCACCACCGUCAAUACCAUCAGAAACACCACCGGAGACAGCACAACCACAACCUUCAUCACCAGCAACACCAACACCAAGCCGCUACGAGUCACAAAAGCGACGAGACUGGAACACGUUCCAACAAUAUCUACGUAACCACAAACCACCAUUAACCCUAGCACUAUGCAGUGGAGCACAUGUGAUUGAGUUUCUCAAGUAUCUUGAUCAAUUUGGAAAAACUAAGGUGCACGUGAUAGGUUGUCCGUAUUUCGGACAACCUAACCCACCUUCUCCUUGCGCUUGUCCUCUUAAGCAAGCGUGGGGAAGUCUUGACGCUCUCAUCGGACGUCUUAGGGCUGCUUUCGAGGAAAAUGGAGGGAAACCGGAGAGUAAUCCGUUUGGAACUCGGGCGGUUAGGAUUUAUCUAAGGGAAGUUAAAGAUGGUCAGGCCAAAGCUAGAGGAGUUCCUUAUGAGAAAAAGAAAAGGAAGAGGCCCACUGUCACCGCUGCUGCAAUAAUAUCAACUGCAGCAGCGGUGAAUAGCAAUGGACCUGGUGACGGUGAUGUUAUUGAUGGUAAUACCGAAAGAAUUGGAGCUGGUGUUGGUGUUACCACCAAUAAUAAUACCACCGUCACACCUAUUGUUAGUGUUAGUACGGCUAUAGUAUAGUAUUUAAUUUUAAUGUUUUUUAUUUUUUUCUACUUUAUACAUUUUGAAUGUUAUUAAUAUUAUUCACCUUUAAUUUUAGGGUAAUUAAUCAUGAUAUUAUGGUUUCAUAAAUUAAUUCCAUAUUCAUGGUGAUUUUUUAGAUUGAUUUGUAGUUCAUCAUCAAAGUGAUGUUUAGUCCUUGAUCACGAUCAGACGUUGAUCCACAUAUCACAGCGAGAUUCAUACUUUUGAGAAAUGUUCUCAUAGCUAUGUUUUGUGUCUGGUGUUGAGCUUUCAGCAAAGAAGUCUCGUUUCUAUCAGCUCGGCUCAGUUCGGAACAGUUUAAUUUUCUUUUUCCUCUGUCAGCUAUAUGUUACUAAUUACAAUAAGAUGUAAACUCACAAUUCAAUUUCCUUGAUAUGGCACUAUGUUACUAGGUUUCUUCUAUCUUCUGA
Messenger RNA from Medicago truncatula (barrel medic), 1265 nucleotides. Its product is annotated as protein LIGHT-DEPENDENT SHORT HYPOCOTYLS 5. Bases 154 to 831 code for a protein of 225 amino acids. The transcript has a single exon. Gene Ontology annotation, cellular component: nucleus. The record is from RefSeq and is a predicted model, not a curated record. NCBI's taxonomy places the organism in Eukaryota, Viridiplantae, Streptophyta, Magnoliopsida, Fabales, Fabaceae. Gene Ontology annotation, biological process: response to light stimulus; mRNA transcription.